Globicephala melas (long-finned pilot whale) is the source of this 2982-nucleotide messenger RNA. It is a transcript of the gene SLC26A7, whose product is annotated as solute carrier family 26 member 7. The record is from RefSeq and is a predicted model, not a curated record. Gene Ontology annotation, molecular function: sulfate transmembrane transporter activity; oxalate transmembrane transporter activity; bicarbonate transmembrane transporter activity. Gene Ontology annotation, biological process: transmembrane transport. NCBI's taxonomy places the organism in Eukaryota, Metazoa, Chordata, Mammalia, Artiodactyla, Delphinidae. Gene Ontology annotation, cellular component: plasma membrane.
CAUGUAUCUUGCAGAAAUAUUUUUCCACAAAAAAUGAAACUCAAGUGCAUAGUCCCCUAGUACGUCGACUUUGUCUUGAGCUCCCUGCAGAAGCUGGUGACCCAAGAGGACCUGCUCCCCACUAAAUACAGCAAGAGAAUUCCCCAGCUCCUUCCAGUCUCCGGUGAAGAUCAGCAAGUAGCUGUUUCACGCACCAGCGCCCAUCUACUUCUUCCACUUCAAGGAGACUCUGGCUCUGGAAUAGAGUUGAACACACUCUACGUCCACUUCACCCUCUUCGCCAGGGAGUUGUGGGCCGUGGUGCAUUGGCUGGUUUCCCAUGCGGUUUUCCUGUUUGGUGGAUGAGUUCGGCUUGUCAGGAAGACCCUUUGGUCGUCAUUCAUGCAUUUCACAAACAUUUGUGGGACUACGGUUCUGAGUUUCAAAAACAAAACUAAAACCCUGGGUUCCAGUGCCUUUUAUAAUAGUUUCUGGUUCCAGUUUGUGGUGAGUUUGGCCCUCUAUCCUCAGGUGCCAAGACUUAGCUUUCUAACUGGGAUAAAUUAUGCCUUUUUGAUUAAGCUAAUCUGAGAGGGUAUCAGUUACCAGCAACCCAAAGAGCCUUGGCCAAGGCAAGAAACCAGAAGGAAAACAAAGGUGUACAGAAAAGUGACUAAAAAUUAUUUUCUAACGGAUAUCUAAAGUGACUAAAAUUGUUUUCUAACAGAUGGCUUACAAAAUUUGAUCCUGCUUAAUCUGAACAACAAUCAGCUUACAUGGAUUCCUCAAGAAAUCAGCAGACGAGUUGGAGCCUGGCAUUGAAAGGAGGUGUUCUGCAACGAUUUUUUUUCUUGUUUAAAGAAGUUUACUUCUACAAGAGGUAAUCUGAAAAUGACAGGGGCAAAGAGAAAAAAGAAAAGUGUGCUCUGGAGCAAGAUGCAUAUGCCCCAUUGUGAAGACUUUAAACAGUGGUGUAGAAGGCGGCUACCUAUUUUGGAAUGGGCAACACAUUAUAAUCUGAAAGAAAACUUGCUUCCAGACACUGUGUCUGGGAUAAUGCUGGCAGUUCAACAGGUGACACAAGGGUUGGCCUUUGCUGUUCUCUCAUCUGUGCACCCUGUGUUUGGUUUGUAUGGGUCUCUGUUUCCUGCCAUCAUUUAUGCCAUAUUUGGAAUGGGACGUCAUGUUGCCACAGGCACCUUUGCCUUGACAUCCUUAAUAUCAGCUAAUGCAGUGGAACGGCUUGUCCCUCUGAACAGUCAGAACCUUACCACACAGAGUAACACAAGUGUGCUGGGCUUAUCUGACUUUGAGAUGCAAAGGAUUGGUGUUGCUGCAGCUGUUUCCUUCUUGGGAGGUGUGAUUCAGGUGGCCAUGUUUGUGCUACAACUGGGUAGUGCCACAUUCCUGCUUACAGAACCUGUGAUCAGUGCGAUGACAACUGGGGCUGCCACCCAUGUCGUGACUUCACAAGUCAAAUAUCUCUUGGGAAUGAAAAUGCCGUAUAUAUCUGGACCACUUGGAUUCUUUCAUAUCUAUGCAUAUGUCUUUGAAAACAUCAAGUCUGUGCGACUGGAAGCACUGCUCUUAUCCUUGCUGAGCAUCGUGGUGCUUGUUCUGGUUAAAGAGCUGAAUGAACAAUUUAAAAGGAAAAUUAAAAUUGUUCUUCCUAUUGACUUAGUCUUGAUUAUUGCUGCAUCAUUUACUUGUUAUUGUACCAAUAUGGAAAACACAUAUGGAUUAGAAGUAGUUGGUCAUAUUCCAAAAGGAAUUCCUCCACCUAGAGCUCCCCCAAUGAACAUCCUCUCUGCAGUAAUCACUGAAGCUUUUGGAGUGGCACUUGUAGGCUAUGUGGCCUCACUGGCUCUUGCUCAAGGAUCUGCCAAAAAAUUCAAAUAUUCAGUUGAUGACAACCAGGAACUUUUGGCCCAUGGCCUCAGCAAUGUGAUUCCUUCAUUUUUCUUCUGCAUACCAAGUGCUGCUGCCAUGGGAAGGACCGCUGUCCUAUAUAGCACUGGAGCAAAGACACAGGUGGCUUGUCUAAUAUCUUGCAUUUUCAUCCUGAUAGUCAUCUAUGCAAUAGGACCCUUGCUUUACUGGCUGCCCAUGUGUGUUCUUGCAAGUAUUAUUGUCGUGGGACUGAAGGGAAUGCUAAUACAGUUUCGGGAUUUAAAAAAAUAUUGGAAUGUGGAUAAAAUUGAUUGGGGCAUAUGGGUCAGUACAUAUAUAUUUACAAUAUGCUUUGCUGCCAAUGUGGGGCUGCUGUUUGGUGUUGUGUGUACCAUAGCUAUUGUGAUUGGUCGUUUCCCAAGAGCAAAGACUCUGAGUAUAAAAAAUAUGAAAGAAAUGGAAUUUAAAGUGAAGACAGAAAUGGAUGAUGAAACGCUGCAGCAGGUGAAAAUUAUCUCAAUAAACAACCCACUUGUUUUUCUGAAUGUAAAGAAGUUUCAUACUGAUCUAAUGAACAUAAUCCAAAAAGAAAAUGCCAACAACCAGCCACUUGAUGAAAUCAGCAAGUGUGAACAAAACACAUUGCUCAAUUCUCUAUCCAAUGGCAUUUGCAAUGAAGAAGCAACACAGCCCUGCCUGAAUCAGAAGUGUUCUUUAAUCCUAGAUUGCAGUGGAUUGACCUUUUAUGACUAUUCUGGAGUCUCCAUGCUUGUUGAGGUUUACACGGACUGCAAGAACAAGAGUGUGGAUGUAUCAUUAGUCCACUGCACAGCUUCUUUGAUAAAAGCAAUGAAAUACUGGGGAAACCUAGAUUCAGAGAAACCAAUUUUUUUUGAAUCAGUAUCUGCUGCAAUAACUAACAUCCACUUAAAUAAGAAUUUGAGCAAACUCAGUGACCACAGUGAAAUCUGAGACUCUCAUGCUGCAGUACAGCUCUUUUCUUUAGCAACUGCCCCGAAGAGGCCAUACUCAAGUAUUUUCACAUUUUUUGUUGUGUAGAUCCUACAAAUGACCUCUACUAAAAUAAGUGUGAUGUGACUUACUAACCACAUA